Molecule: messenger RNA, 951 nt
Organism: Closterium sp. Yama58-4
Lineage: Eukaryota; Viridiplantae; Streptophyta; Zygnematophyceae; Desmidiales; Closteriaceae
Source: the annotation of a GenBank genome assembly
AUGUAUUCGUCAUUGGUACUUUUCUUCCUGUUUCACCUGGCGGGUUUCAAGCUACCGAAGCACGUGGACGAUCGGGAGGCGGAGUGGCCAAUCGCGGCGCGGGGAGCGGAUGAGGAGCACAACGGGGGAGGUCAUUCCGACGACGAGAGGUCGAUCGCGGGCGACUCGUGGUCCGUGAAGAGCGAGUAUGGCAGCACGCUAGACGGCGACGAGGCGCGCACGGCCGAGAUGAUGUGCGGGACGGCGAUUGCGGAGGACUCGCAGCCGAGCGGGAGUGCACCGGAGGAGAGGGAGCAGCAGGAGCUGAACGGGUUGCGAGAGCACGAGGGAGGCGCGGAGGGACACAGCGCGUAUACCCACCAGAGCAACUUGCAGGGGGAACUGGGGGGGCUGAGCGGGCUGCUAGCGGGCAGCGCGCCGAGCGAGGGGAGCCUGGACGACCGAAUAUCGGAUCUCGAUGGUUGUGCGGGGGGAGAUGGGGAUGAUGAUGGGGAUGAUGAUGGAGAUGAGGAUGAGAAUGGGGUUGAGGAUCGGGAUGGGGCGGCGGGCAUGCGGAAUGAAGCAAGGGGGGAUGGUUUAGGCACAUACGCGGACGAGUUACAACAGUUCAAGGAAUGCGGUGAUCCCGGCGAGAUAUGGUUCGGCGGGGACGUGAUGGAGACGUGCGCGGAGUGGACAGCGCGGAUAGCCGCCGCCACUGCUGCCGCGCUCGCUGCAGGCGCGCUUGCAGCAACCACUGCUGGGGGCGAUUCAACAGGCGCGGAGCAAGGGGGCGAGGGGGAGGGGGAAGAGGACAAGGGGGAGGCGGCAGCAGGGGCGAGAGGGGCGUCAGGGGAGGGCGCGUCAGGGGCAGCAGCAGCAGGGCUGGCAGGGGCGGCGGCGGGGUGGCGGGUGGUGGAUGUGGGCACGGGUAACGGACUGCUGCUGCACGCACUGGCCCGACACGGGUGA